UAAUUUAUAUAUGAGUGAAAGAAAAAAAUAAGAGAGAAAGAUAGUGGAACGCCGACCUGGUAAUUCGGACACGGUUCCUUUUUUCAUUAAAAUUUCAUUCUCAAUCAAAUGUCCUUUCUUCUUCUUCUUCUAUCAUUUCAUCUUCUUCUUAAUUAUUAGUUAAUUGCGAUGGAUUCGAGUACAACCCAGGAAUUCGAUUACUUGUUCAAAUUAUUGAUGAUUGGUGACUCCGGAGUUGGCAAGAGUAGUCUCCUCCUCUGUUUCACCUCCGAUUCUUUCGAAGAUCUUUCUCCUACAAUUGGUGUUGAUUUUAAGGUUAAAUAUGUUACUAUUGGUGAUAAGAAGUUGAAGCUUGCAAUCUGGGAUACAGCUGGUCAAGAGAGAUUCAGAACACUUACGAGUUCUUAUUACCGAGGUGCACAAGGGAUCAUUAUGGCUUACGAUGUUACUCGACGAGAUACAUUUACAAAUCUCUCUGAAGUCUGGGCUAAGGAAAUAGACCUUUAUUCAACAAAUCAGGACUGCAUCAAGAUGCUUGUUGGAAAUAAAGUGGAUAAGGAGAGCGAUAGAGUUGUGACAAAGAAAGAGGGAGUAGACUUUGCAAGAGAAUAUGGUUGUCUAUUUAUUGAAUGCAGUGCUAAAACUCGAGUUAACGUACAACAGUGCUUUGAAGAGCUUGUUUUGAAGAUUUUAGACACACCGAGCCUCAUAGCGGAGGGUUCGAAAGGGGUCAAAAAGAACAUUUUUAAGGACAAGGAACUCCAGUCUGAUGGAGCCACAAGUGGUUGUUGCUAAAGAAGAUGCUAUUUAACUCAAACUCAAGACUCACACUGCUUAUGAAGAUCUCAAAGAAAAGGGAAUCAGAGUUCUAAUACACACUUUUUGGUUAUUUAGCAGCAGCUGAAGUCUUAAAACAUCAGAAAAUCCAGGCUCUUAUUUUUUCUGGAAUAUUUGUAAUAUAAUGAUCAUGCUUCUUUUUAUUUAUUUAGAUUUUAUUAUUGUUA
Vicia villosa (hairy vetch) is the source of this 1004-nucleotide messenger RNA. Its product is annotated as ras-related protein RABC1-like. The transcript has 7 exons. The record is from RefSeq and is a predicted model, not a curated record. Lineage: Eukaryota; Viridiplantae; Streptophyta; Magnoliopsida; Fabales; Fabaceae. Gene Ontology annotation, molecular function: GTP binding; GTPase activity. The coding region runs from base 169 to 795 and encodes 208 amino acids.